Oncorhynchus mykiss (rainbow trout) is the source of this 2032-nucleotide messenger RNA. RefSeq lists its product as uncharacterized. Gene Ontology annotation, cellular component: nucleus. Gene Ontology annotation, molecular function: DNA-binding transcription factor activity, RNA polymerase II-specific; sequence-specific DNA binding. NCBI's taxonomy places the organism in Eukaryota, Metazoa, Chordata, Actinopteri, Salmoniformes, Salmonidae. Gene Ontology annotation, biological process: regulation of transcription by RNA polymerase II. The record is from RefSeq and is a predicted model, not a curated record.
UGCUGUUCUGCAGAAUUAACAAAUCCUGCGUGUACCACCUGGCUACCACGAUACAUCUCAUUAUUUUAAUAUUGUUUUGAAUAUUCGUUGACUUCAACUGCCUGUAUUCAAUAGAAACGCUAUGCUUCCUAGCCUCAUGUCAUGAAUAUACAUAGACAAAUCGAGGCAAUUUGGAUAUUAAGUGUGUUUUCUCCCACCAAGUCUCUCAACUAGCAGUGAUUGCGUAUAAUCCAGUGUCACGUGAUGUGGGUCAAGAGUUCACACAAAGACUUCAUUUCAUUGGACACUGGCCCGAUGAUGUAAACUUGUGUUUGCAUUGCUGGGUGGAUUCAGACGUCGAUGGAGUUGGGUAAUGUUAUGUUGGACAUAGAGCAGGUCGUUUUGGGGGAAGAGGUGAUGACCAGUGCCACAGCGUCCACCAUCAAGCCACAGACUGUUCCUGCUAUCCAACCCUAUCAGCAUGACAGCCUACAGUGUUUUCAAUGCUUCAUUACGUUUUGUAAUGCCAAGGCCAAGGAGAGGCACAUGAGGAAGAGCCAUCGUGAGGAAUACAAGCAGUCGCUCCAACAGACCAAUACGCUGUUCACCUGUUAUGUGUGCGAUCGUACCUACUCCUCCUCUGAGGAGCUGACACAGCACCAGACCUCACACAGCCUGGAAGACAAGCCCUUCCGCUGCCCCCACUGCCAGGGAAGCUUCCGGACCUUCUCUGAGUUGACAGUCCACCGGCGACAGCUGUGCAAGGAGCGACAGUGUGUGUGCAAGGAAUGUGGCAUGGUAUUCCGGGGCCCAAACCAGUUACGCACCCACCGCCUCACCCAGCACCCCCAGCCACUGGAAGAGGAGGAGGAUGACACCAAGACUCACCGUUGUGGCAAGUGUGGCCGCGGGUUUGAGGCGGAGGUGGAUCUUGUGCUGCACCAGGAGAACUUUGCGGGGGAUCAGCAUUGCGAUGCAAAGGUCCCGGCCAAAAAACGUGGCCGACCUCCCAAGAAAGUGUCUGAGGCAGCAAACGGAGAGAAGAGUGGUGAAGCUGAGGAGGGGGGAGAGGAGUCUGUGGCAAAUAGAGGGAAAGGACCGGGGCGACCCCCUAAGGAGGAGCUCCAAAUUCCCUGUCCUGAAGCUGAGUGUGACCUCACCUUCUCCUCUGUUGCCCUUCUCCGGGCCCACAAGAAGGAGAAGCAUGGGCGGCCGCCUCAACCUCGCAAGGCUCACCCCUGCUCUGAGUGUGAAGAGAGCUAUGCCCGGCAGGAGCAGCUCAAAGCCCACAUGGCCAGGGCUCACAGCUCUGGCCGACACAACUGCCCCACCUGCGGCAAGAGCUUUAGUCGGGAGAGCAACCUAAAGGCACACCAGAAGACACACACUGAGGGAGAAGAGGCAACAGACAAAGAAAGGAGAUAAUCUCGGGAAUGGGAAUAUCCUCAUGAAAAAUGUAUGUAAUGGUUUAGGGUUUUGAAAAUAUAAUUUUGAUUAAAACAGGCCUUGAUGUGGGUGGGAUUUUUUAUGUUCAAGAUGGGGGUUUGGAAUAUGUGACAUACCAUACACAAAAGCACUUGGAUCAUUAGAUUGUUCCUGAUUGGUCCCACCGUGGUUAUUUUAAAGUGCUUUUAGAAAAACAACCUAAUGUACUAUGUAUAAAACCCUUUAUACAGAUGUGUACAUAAUUGUGAAUUACAACUGACCCCCAGAGUGGGAAUCUAUUUGUUUCCAUAUUGCCAACACCUUUAAAAAAAUUAUAAUUUUGUAUUGAUAUUACAGAUGUAGAGCUAGUCUAACGAUUUGCCUCAAAUGUGAGAAGUUUUUGUAACUUAUAGUAUUGAUUUUAGUAGGUAAUCAAUGGGUUGUAUGGUGUACCAUUCCGCUCAUAAUUUAGUUUGUUCCUGUCAAGGCAUCUUCUGAUCAUGUACAUUUGUAUUGGUCUGGAGAAUCCAUUGUUCCGUGAAGGAUGUCAUUGUUGUAUUCAGGUGAUCUUGUACUUUUUUUCAUCCACAAUGAAAUAGUAAUGCAUUAAACUAAGGAGUGAUUUAAA